Messenger RNA from Ectocarpus sp. CCAP 1310/34, 2142 nucleotides. The record is from the annotation of a GenBank genome assembly. Lineage: Eukaryota; Phaeophyceae; Ectocarpales; Ectocarpaceae.
AUGCCGAAUCCCGGGAAGAAGACACCCAACCCGAUUGAGAAACUACAGCAGGGAAAAAAACCUCCCUCUGGAACGGGGAAGAAUUCUUCCUCAGGAAAGGGAAGAAAACCUCCUUCCCAGUCGGGUGAAGAUGGUUUUAUCACCGUCGGCGGCAGGAAGUGGGACAAGCCACGGCAGCAGAAAGCUGCAGCCGCUGAGCAACCCGACUCCGGCGGCAAAGCUGCGAAAUCAGCAGCGGCAGCAAAGGUGCGGCCCAACACCCAAGACCCGAAAACGAGUCAGGGCGAGAACUCAUCCAGCAGCGAUGAGGAGGCUGACGACGACUCGGACUCACAGAGCCGCCAAGUCAACGACCACGACAACGACAGUAGCGACGAGGAGGGCCAGCUGAGCGAAGCAGAAUCGCGCGGCGUGGCAGGCGACAUCCUCGGAGCCCACGUGGAAGAGGGAGCUUUUGGAGGUAGCCGCCUUCAAAAAGGCAGCAAUCUCGAAAAGUUCGUUCUUCGGGAGCUGGAGACAGCAGUGCGUGAGGGCAGCAACCCUCACCCUGUCGUGCUCCAACUUGCGCUGGGAACGUCUGCCCUGCAUCCGGGCAUCGCACAGAAUGUAGAAACUCCAGACGACUCGGGACCCGCGAACACGACCACGUGUGUCUUCGAACGGAACAGCGCCGAAGACGGCGGUAAGGAACCAAGCACAAGAUCGAGUGUUGGAUCGGGCGGGGCAUACCUCCAUUCCGGCCUCCUGGUUAGCUUGGCCGACACCACCUUCGUCGGAAACAGAGCCGGUGCCGCUGGGCUGGCCGUUUCAAGCCUCGGGAUCAUCGAGAAUCUUACCGACACAACCUUCGAGUCCAACACAUAUUAUUGCCAGUCUGGACAGUAUGACAUCGGUGCGGAUGAAGACGAGGUUUCCGGAACCUAUCGAUUCGACGAAGUCUGUACAUGCUGCGCUGUCUCAAAUGCAGAGAUACCGGAGAGUAUGGUCGUCGCCAACAACGCCUUCGUGCCCAUAUGUGAAACGAUCAUGAAGGGAGCAUCUGGAAACGCGGGCGCAACUGUUGCCGCACUAGAGUUGGAUCCUGACUACUACCGCACGUCAGCCGAUAGCAGGGAAGUCCUCCAAUGUCACCAGGAGGAGGCAUGCAUGGGAGGCGUUGAAACCAGCGAGUAUUGUGCAUCGGGCUACGAAGGCGCAUUUUCGUCGGUGGUGAACGUGGUGUAUCCUGACGUCUACGAGAAGAGUCCUGUCCAUUCUGAACCUGGUAAACUUCAACUUUGGUUUCAUCUUGUCGGCCUAUGCGUCGUGGACUCCAACUACUAUGGCCGUCUCUUGUUCGCGACGAUCGGGCCGCUGGUCGUGUUGGCAGCUCUGGCCCUGACGUACGCCGUUUCGAGGUCACGGAACCGCCAUUCUCCUGCCGGGACACAAACCGCCAAACACAAGCACCUCUCGAUCGCGCUGUUCAUCAUGUUCGUCGUCUACUCGUGGGUAUCAUUCAACAUAUUCCAAACCUUCGUUUGCGAGACGCUCGACGACGGAGUGGAGUACCUACGGGCGGACUACAGCCUGCUCUGCUCGACUGACACCCACACGGCGAUGAAGCUCGUUUCCAACCGACACGACCUCGUGAAGGUUGACGCCAAUGGCGGUUCCACAGCAACCGCUAAAUCUUUGGGCAACCUUCAGUCCAUGCGAGAUCUGUGGGCUCCCUACAAACCCCGCAGGUACUACUUCGAAGUGGUGGAGUGUGGUAGGCUAAUUGCACUGACAGGUCUGGCCGGCUUUAUAUACCCCGGCAGCGCGGCGCAGGUAGCUCUGGAGGUGGUGUUCGCCGCGUUUUUCAUCGGGAUUUCCGAUGCUCUGUCGCCCUUCGCGGACCCUUUAGAUGCGUGGCUGUAUCGCUCUGGCGCGUGGGUGAUUUUCAUCAGCAUUCAAAGCCAAGAGCUUUUCGCGAAGCUACUCAUCUCGGCGCAUGUCGGCAUGGUGUUGGCGAUAGCCGUCCAGGCCGUGCUCUCCGUGAAGGGCAGCCUUGUGGUUAUGCGGGACCAACCGAUUCCAAUCCAAGGCUUCCGGCUCUCGAGCCUCGCAGAGGUUUGCGAUUGGGAGAGUAAUGCUGGCAUCAAAGGGGCAGCACCAUAG